UUUUAGCAGGAACAAAAUAUUAGUACAAAACAUAGAUCUCCCUUGCCUCUUUUUCUCUCAUCUUUCACGUCUUUUUGCCAAUUUCUUCGAUCUCUAAAUUCAAAUCAUUAAACCUCAUUCUUUAACAAAUCAUACCGUCAACAAUCAACAGUUUAGUUAUUCCUUUUCAAAUCAUUUCCAUUUUUUUCACUAUAAUUCUUUCGCGGAUUUGUUUCUCUUUUCUGAACUUAGUAGUAAAUUCUUGGAUUUACACAAAAAAUUAUGAACUAAAACCAUUGUUUUACCUAAUUUUUUGAAUGUUGAUAGAUUGCUGUUUUUUUUACUAUGAUAUGCUGAUUUCGGUGUUUGUAUCACCGAUCAUACAAAUUCUUACGAUUUGAAUAAAUUUCUCCCAUUUUGGUGCAAUUUUUGUUAUUUUUGCUUGAAUUAUAUAUUUCGGGGAAGUAAGUGAUGUCAUCAUCAUCUAAAGUAGUGUAUGAAGGAUGGAUGGUGAGAAUUGGGAGGAGAAAAAUUGGUCGAUCUUUUAUUCAUAUGAGAUAUUUUGUUCUUGAGCCUCGUCUUCUUGCUUACUAUAAGAGAAAACCUGAAGAUAAUCAGGUACCCGUCAAGACACUUGUUAUAGAUGGAAAUUGUAGGGUGGAGGAUCGAGGCUUGAAGACACAUCAUGGGCAUAUGGUUUACGUCUUAUCUGUCUACAACAAGAAGGACAAGUACCACAGGAUUACGUUGGCAGCUUUUAACAUCCAGGAAGCUUUAAUCUGGAAAGAGAAGAUUGAGCAAGUCAUUGAACAGCACCAGGACUCACAAGUUGUCAAUGGCAACAAGUAUGUAUCUUUUGAGUAUAAAGCGGGUUCUGAUUCUAUAAGAAAUGCUUCUUCCUCAGAUCAUGAAAGUCAACUUAGUGCCCAGGAAGAUGACGAAGAUGGUUCUAAUUUAUUGAGGAGAACAACUAUUGGAAAUGGACCUCCAGAGGCUAUCCUCGACUGGACCCGUGAAAUAGACUCAGAUCUAUCCCAACAUACUAAUAAUCAAGUUUUCUCGCGAAAGCAUUGGCGUCUUCUUCAAUGUCAAAAUGGGCUCCGCAUAUUUGAAGAGCUUUCUGAAGUUGACUAUCUUCCGAGAAGUUGUAGUAGAGCGAUGAGGGCUGUUGGAGUUGUUGAAGCUACUUGUGAAGAGAUAUUUGAGCUUGUUAUGAGUAUGGAUGGCACACGAUUUGAAUGGGAUUGCUCUUUCCAGUAUGGUAGUCUAGUGGAGGAGGUGGAUGGACAUACGGCUGUAAUAUAUCAUCGGCUUCUGCUUGACUGGUUUUCUAUGUUUGUAUGGCCUCGUGACCUCUGCUAUGUGCGUUAUUGGCGACGUAAUGAUGAUGGAAGUUAUGUUGUAUUGUUCCGCUCUAGGGUGCAUGAGAAUUGCGGCCCUCAGCCAGGAUUUGUGCGAGCACAUCUUGAGAGUGGUGGGUUCAACAUAUCACCUCUAAAACCACGUAAUGGCAGGCCCAGAUCACAGGUGCAGCACCUUAUGCAAAUUGACUUGAAAGGAUGGGGUGUAGGCUAUGUCUCAUCUUUCCAGCAGCACUGCCUCCUUCAGAUGUUAAACAGUGUUUCAGGAUUACGAGAAUAUUUUGCUCAAACUGAUGAUAGGGUUGCUACUCCCAGAAUCCCUGUUAUGGUCAACAUGACCUCGGCAUCUAUGUCUUCAAAAAAGAACCAAAAAUUUGAGUCAUCUAUGCAUCAUGGUUCUCCUGAUCGGGAUAUUGUUCCCAAUAGAAACUCUGUUAUGUUGGAUGAAGAUUCUGAUGAAGAUGAGGACUAUCAAAUACCUGAGGCAGAUCAAGAGGUUUAUUCAUCUACACCUGAAAAUGAAGUUAAGAAAACAGCUGUUGAAGAAGUGAUUGAUCAGAUUGACUUAACAAUGUUUUCUGGAACUUUACGACGAGAUGACAAUGAAAAUGCUCGCAAUUGCUGGAGAAUAUCCGAUGGAAACAAUUUUAAAGUUCGUAGUAAGAGCUACUGCCGUGACAAAUCCAAAGUAGUUGCAGGGAAACAUUUGAUGGAUCUUGUUGCAGUUGAUUGGUUCAAGGAUUCAAAGCGGAUGGACCAUGUUGCUAGACGUCAAGGCUGUGCAGCACAGAUUGCUGGAGAGAAAGGAUUAUUUUCUUUAGUUAUGAAUUUUCAAGUGCCAGGUUCAACUCAGUAUAGUAUGGUGUUCUAUUUUGUGACAACAAAAUUAACACCUGGCUCACUACUGCAACGUUUUGUUGAUGGUGAUGAUGAGUUUCGUAAUGGUAGACUAAAGCUGAUCCCUUCAGUUCCCAAGGGCUCUUGGAUUGUUCGUCAGAGUGUUGGAAGUACUCCCUGUUUACUUGGGAAAGCCAUUGACUGUAACUACAUCCGUGGGCCCAACUACUUAGAAGUUGAUGUCGAUAUUGGAUCUUCAACAGUCGCCAAUGGAGUUUUGGGCCUUGUGGUUGGGGUGAUCACAACAUUGGUGGUUGAUAUGGCCUUCCUUGUACAGGCAAAUAGCGAAGAUGAGUUGCCAGAGAGACUGAUCGGCGCUGUCCGUGUUUCUCAUAUUGAACUAUCCUCUGCAGUGGUGCCAGUUUUGCCACCCGAUGAAUGAGUAAAAAGCUCUGGUUGGAUGUAAAUGUGCAUAUAUUCAUCCAGAUAUAGCAUACAUUCUUUUCCUCUAGCUGAUGAUAUUGAUUCCCAAUGUAAAACCCAUACCAUCAACUAUGUCACCUGGAAUAGUUGAAAAACAAACUGCAACAAGCACUUGCAUAUUGUAUAUUUUUGGUGCAAGAUUGCAGCAACGAGAUUAUCCUAUAUUCGUUCCUAAGGUGUUGAAUCUUGCGAUUUACUCAGCCCAGCCUGCAGAACAUAUCGAGGUUCUACAAGUUUUAGCAAUCACAAUGGUUGCAUUCGAAGAUCUGUUUGAUUUUUGAGUUUUAAUUUGAAUUUGAUUUGUCUGUAAUCUGUAUUACUCAGUUGCACAGUAUAUCUAGAUUAGCACACCAAGUUCUGUAGUAAAUGAAUGUUCAUUUUUUCCUUUUGGCUAUUACAGUUACAGUAGAAAUUUCCGGACUCCAGAGUACAUAAUAUAGACAUGUAGUGUCAACUUUAAAUGUUCCACAUGAAUUUCAUUUGCUAUGUCUUAGUGCAUAACAAGCCACUUUUCCCUUGUGAAA
This is a messenger RNA of Amaranthus tricolor (Joseph's coat), 3184 nucleotides long. RefSeq names its product protein ENHANCED DISEASE RESISTANCE 2-like. Gene Ontology annotation, molecular function: lipid binding. The transcript has 21 exons. NCBI's taxonomy places the organism in Eukaryota, Viridiplantae, Streptophyta, Magnoliopsida, Caryophyllales, Amaranthaceae. The record is from RefSeq and is a predicted model, not a curated record. The coding region runs from base 451 to 2619 and encodes 722 amino acids.